UGUGAUAGGAGAGGGGUUUCAGAGGCGUCAUGCUGAGCCGAUCAUUGUCUCUCACACUUUCUAACUAGCUGUUUCACAACGCUGAGGCGAGGAACGAGCCAGCUAUAUCAGCAGUACAUGCGGAUGAAAAGCAGCGGUGCCCCGAGGGCUCUUUCUUUCACCGUCGAUAGCUCUUUCUCCAAACCAAGUGCUGGAAUACAAACACAUGGAUGAUAAGAGUUGGAGUCAAAGGAUUUGUAAAAUGUGUAACUGUUUCUCGUUGUCGUGGACUAAAUGACCGAUUGGCAGAUGAACAGUUGAAAUGAGUCGACGAGACCAGACUAGCCCAUCUCGAUUGAGUAUUAUCAAGUGAUACUUUCAAGCCACUACCGUUUACCUGGAUCCAUCACGAAGGACACUAUGCGUGCAAGGGUGCAUUUUCCACCGAUUUUGACAACGGUCUGUGCCUGUGCUGUUGGAGUAAUCUGACUACUUACGCGUAGACUACUUUGGUGAGAUUUCUGGGGUCUUCAUUCGCCUUUGCCCGUCCUCCCGCAGCCUAAGUCUAGCAGAGUUGGGAGAGCUCCAUGCAUUCGCGAAGGGAUAGGAGAGAAGUGCGACCCCGAUCUGGAUGGAUGGUUAUGGGGAAAGGAGCAGGAUUCUCGGCGCUUCAAGUCGGCAGGAUCCUUGUUUUGUUUCUUUCCCUCUUUCCUUCGGUGAGUCUGCAGUGCAAGAUCCUCAGGUGUAACUCUGAGUUCUGGGCAUCCACAUCAAGCUCUGGCCCAGAGGAGGAGUUCUGUACAGCGCUGCGAGCUUACAACAGCUGUGUACGGCGGACAGCACGUACCUGCAGGGGUGACCUGGCCUACCACUCAGCCCAGCAUGGCAUUGAAGACCUCAUGAGCCAGCACAACUGCUCCAAGGAGGGGCCUACCUCACAACCUCGGACCCGCACCCCGCAUCCGCCACCCCCACCUCAGCCCGAGCCAGACAGCCAGGAGCGUUCGGAUGGGCCGGAGGUAUGCCACUACGAGCGUAGCCUUCCCAAACAUGCAGCUCCACCCAACUACACCCACUGUGGCUUCUUUGGAGACCCACAUCUUCGCACCUUCAGUGACGACUUCCAGACCUGCAAGGUAGAGGGGGCUUGGCCUCUCAUCCACAACAAGUACCUGUCUGUCCAGGUGACCAACACCCCUGUCGUGCCUGGCUCCUCUGCUACUGCCACCAGCAAGUUGACUAUCAUCUUCAAGAACUUCCAGGAAUGUGUGGAUCAGAAGAUGUAUCACGCAGAGACGGACGAGCUGCCUGCGGCAUUCGCCGACGGCUCCAAGAACGGCGGUGAGCGCCACGGUGCCAACACCCUGCGCGUGGUGGAGAAAGUUCCGGGGCAGCACGUUGAGAUCCAGGCACGCUACAUCGGUACCACCAUCGUGGUCCGGCAGGUGGGCCGCUACCUGACCUUCGCCGUGCGGAUGCCGGAGGAAGUUGUGAACUCCGUGGAAGAUCGGGACAACCAGGACCUGUACCUCUGCCUCCACGGCUGCCCUGCCAACCAACGAAUCGACUUCAGGAGUUUCCGAGCCCGUGCCGCUGAGACCCAUGGUCCAGGCAGGGUUAGGACUGGCCCCCCCCCCCAUGGCUUCACCUACCAGUCAGCCAUGACCAAGUGUAAAGAGCGCCUCCCGGUGGAGGAUCUGUAUUUCCAGUCCUGUGUGUUUGACCUGCUUUCCUCUGGUGACAUCAAUUUCACCAUGGCGGCCUACUACGCCUUCGAGGACGUGAAAAUGCUCCACUCUAACAAGGACAAAUACCACCUUUAUGAGAGGGAUGCAUUUCUGGGCAACUCUGCACCAAGGAAGCCAUAUUGUUCCCUUCCAUUCACCCUACUCAACAUCCUGGCUGUCUUGUUGUGGAUUCAGUGUUGCUGCGUUGAUCCAUAGACCUCCACUAACUCCAUCUUCAUGUUUUACCUGUCAGUGAGUGGAUGUGAAACCAUGCUUUCACCGUGUUGUUCGUCAGCUCACUCUACCGCUCCAGCUGUCCUGAGUGACUGCUGGCCAGAGUAGUCCUACCAGCAGGGCCGACCACACCUCUCAUGUGCAUUCGAAGCCAUCUCAGCCAUCGUCUCAUUGUUUUUGUUGUUGUGCGUUGAAUUCCAGUGCAGGUUCUAGUGGUAGUGGCAGGAGCGAUCCCUCCUCGCUCCCAGCUACAGUACGAUAGCAUGGUAUUCAGUUGGUUUAAGGACUAGUUCUUUGAUGAAAAGCAGUGGUGAGAGAACCCAACUCCCCAGACCUCUAGACAUUCAGCUGGGAUUAAAUCCCACAUUCCCACCGGGGGCUGCAUGCCUAUGGGAAGCGGGAUGAGAUGAUCUUCUGCAGAAAGAAGAGUUUGCUGAUCUCCUCCCUCUCAUUGGUGCCAAGCCAGAGGAGCUCUCUGUGGCUAAUGAGAGGGGGCUACAGGACAUGACAGGGGCUUUUGUUAACCUCUGUCCAGAAGCCGCUCCCUGUUUGAUACAGGGUUUUUUUUGUGUGUGUGUGUGGGGGGGGGGGGCACAGCACUCAGCCAAACGGAUGUCAGAGCAGAGAGUCUUGUUGUCUACUGUGGAGAUUAAUAGGUCAUAUUGUCAGGUCUUUUGUAACAUUUUGUCUGUGCGUGUGUAUGUAUUUGCAUGUAUCUAUGUCAUUACAUACAGUGUGUUUGUGUGUGUGUGCGUGCGUGUGUGGUGUGCGCCUCAAAAGUGCAAGAAACUUUCUUUAGGAGACAUAAAUCCUACUGUCUUAAUAUUGCACCCAAGGUUCCCAUAUAGACCCGACAUGGUGGUCUUGGGUCAGUUAAAACUGGUUCUGUUGGCCAAGUAGUUACUUCUAAGUGAACAAGCGAUAGUAAAAAGAAAAAAAGAUGAUGUUGCAAAGAUCGUCAUUACACUCCGAAUAUUGCUGUUCAAACACCGUGUUUAUAGUGAUACAGUCUUCCUGCUUAAGGAUGUAAUUAAGAAUGUAAAUUCUAGCACCAUUAAGAAUAUAGCCCUGACCAAUCUUGGAUAGGGGGACAGAGAUGCACAAACUCAGUAAUGUUUACAGAGUAGAAACUCAUCUCUGUGUUCAUUGAUCAACCAACCAACACUCUUAUACAAUGGCUGACAGAGUGGCAAAUCCUUUGAAGUGAAUGUUUUUCUUCAAUCUUGACCGUCAACACUUACCAGCAUAGGCGGAGGAAGAUGCCUGCCUUUCCUUUAGCUGAGUGAGGUAUGGUCACACUGGGCACUCAGUCAAGAACCAGAGUUGGGCCUGUUUGUGAAAAAGGGUGUUGACAUGGCUAUGCUGUAGGGAACGUAUGACUUGCAUCUGUCUGUAGACCUGUGAAUUUAUGGCGUAAAUCUUUGCCAAACAGCUAGCCCUUGUGCCAACUGUUUCCCAUAAGCUGAUUUUUUCUUCCAUCUCUUUUUCUUUCUCUCUCUUUCUCUAGUCAUUUACUGUUUGCUUGGUGUUAGAACUUUUCAAGGUACUAACAUAGUGGAAAGGCAUCUUCAAAUCACAAUAGGAGGCAGUCCUUGCUUUGGAACUUUGUCAUUGCUCAGACGACUCUGUGGUAUUGAUCCACCAUAUCAUCGAUCUUACUACUAAAAGUCAUUUCAUUAAUUACUUGGAAGACUACAUUUUCUCCCCAGACAUCAAUAGUCACUUUGGAUGGAUUCAUUUUGCACUGUUCAAUUUCUGCAGAAAACACACCCUGAGUUCUUGUUUUUUUCACAAUAUGAUACUCAUUCUGUAAAAUACACAGUAUUUCUGAGACAAAGCUAAAGGGUAAUAAUUCCCAACACUGAAGUAUUUGGCAGGUCUAACUACUGCUAUGGGAACAUGGACAGGUGCAGAUUGUCAUUAGUCUGGGAAAAUAUCAACAAAAUGAUCAAAGAAACAAAACUGAUUGUAACAUUGAAUCUAUGUUGGUAGAUGUAAUUUGCAUUGUGAGUUUUACGUAUGGUUCUACAUGUGUAAUGUGAGAUUGUAUAUGUUUGUGAGCUGUUCUUCAGUUGGAAUAUUGUGUUUAUUCGUUGUGUAGAAUUUAUGACUACAGUUUUGUAUUUGAGAAAGGGUUUGGUGAAUGUAAACUUUCUCAACAAAAAAAAAGGAAUUUGUAAAGACAUGAACACCACAAUAUGUUACAAGUCGCAGGGAUCAUACCUCAGACCUAACGUUUGUCAGUACAAUCUCUGUGUAGUGUUGAUAACCUCCCGGUUAGGUUUACAACACUCCACUUGCUUGAGAUGAAACCAAACAUCUUGGAUUGCAUUCACGCUGAUAACUAAAAAGGGAAUAGAAGAAAGUAUUUUGUGGUGUUCAUGUGUUUGAUUUUGAAGCACUUUAUGUUUUCUUUUUACUCAGCUCUUACUAGGUUUGAACUUGAUUGUGAAUAAUAGAGGUUGUAAAAGUUGUAAUGUUAAAACUACGAGAGAAAAAAAACAUGUUCAGAAUGGGAGACGCCUGAGAGAUCAAACUGUGUUUGUAUGUAGGAAAAAAGUGGUGCAACCCACCAUCUGUUUAUAUUGUAAAUUAUUUAUUGAAUAAAAGAUAAUGUGUCUUGUUAA
This is a messenger RNA of Osmerus eperlanus (European smelt), 4567 nucleotides long. RefSeq names its product repulsive guidance molecule BMP co-receptor a (gene rgma). The coding region runs from base 567 to 1922 and encodes 451 amino acids. Gene Ontology annotation, biological process: BMP signaling pathway. Gene Ontology annotation, molecular function: coreceptor activity. The transcript has 4 exons. NCBI's taxonomy places the organism in Eukaryota, Metazoa, Chordata, Actinopteri, Osmeriformes, Osmeridae. Gene Ontology annotation, cellular component: plasma membrane. The record is from RefSeq and is a predicted model, not a curated record.